Molecule: messenger RNA, 1566 nt
Organism: Cuscuta campestris
Lineage: Eukaryota; Viridiplantae; Streptophyta; Magnoliopsida; Solanales; Convolvulaceae
Source: the annotation of a GenBank genome assembly
GAAUACACUGAAGCUUGAAGAAACUUACCGGCGAUAGAGGAGAGGGAUUAGGGUACCCGGAGCCGGAGUCGCCCGACAAGAAGAUGACGACUACACGAGGAAAGUAGGGUUCGAACUUCAAAGGCACAUUUUACUUUCGAGAGUGAAUUGACUAAUUUAAUCUUUACUUUGGAAAACGAUUACUCUUGUUCAUGAAAUACCUUUGAAUAUAGGGAGUACUAAUCUCUAACUGAAUGGACCCUAUCGUUAAUUAUGACGACGAUCAUCACUCUGAGGAUGAGAGCGUGCAACAGAACGACCACCAGAAUAUGAACAUGAACCAGAACGUCCCACACCAAGAGGCGCCGAAUGGUGGGCCUGUGGGGGUCCCACAAAUCGACCGUGCAAUGAUGACGCAGCUCCUACAACAAGUUCUGAUCAUGAAUCAGAAUGUCUUAGCGCAUGUUCGACAAUCGGAACCGAGGAUCACGCUCGAGAGCUUGAAGAAAAACGGCGCCGAAGAAUUCCUAGGGGAGAACAUUGCCGACCCGCUGGUUGCGUUUAGAUGGAUAGAGCGUGUGCAACGCGUAUUCGAGAAUCUGAAGGUUCUAGCUGGCGAGUGGGCCGAUUUCGCGGUUAUGCUUCUACAGAGUAAUGCAUACGAGUGGUGGAAGCGCACUACUCGAAAUGCAAAUCAUCCAGCGAAAGUGAUGUGGGCGUACUUUGAUCAACUGUUCGAUCAUCUGGCUGAGUUCGGCCAGGAUUUGGUGAACACCACCAAACGUCGUUGUGAUAGGUUCGUGAAGGGCAUGCGCCCGAAACUUCAGAAGCACAUGUCUACUACAUCUAGGCAAGACUUUGGUGUUAUGUACGAACAGGCCAAGGAAGUGGUUCGAACUAAAGAAGGCGUGAGUCAAAAGAACAACCAACAAUCAGCUAAGACAGCUAUACAUGCAGCUAGCACAAGCAAGACCCUUCCGGGAAAGAGACCUCCAAGUGGACCCGAGCUGCAAAUCUCAAAGAAGGCCAACUCGCUACCCAUGCAGUCGGUAGCUUCGACUAGCAAAGGCAAGCAACCAAUGCAUCCGUUGUGUUCUGAUUGCAAUCGUCAUCACUUAGGGGAAUGCUGGAAGAAGCUGGGGUGUGUAUGGGGUGCGGUCAGUCUGGCCACUUCCGAAGGAAUUGCCCGACCAAUCCUGGUUUUCCAUUCUCUACUGUGCCAGCACCGAGUCAUACGCCUACUACUAGACCUGCGCAGAGCGAGCGUACGACCGCUGCAUCUCAACGUCCACAAAGACCACAACAACCUGCUGCACAACAACAAGCUAGAGCUCCAGCUAGGACUUACGCCAUGCAAGCAAGAAUUGAUCCUAAUCCAGACGUCGACUAUGGUAGAGAUCAAGGAUUUGAUGAGGAGCAGCCUGGAGGACAGUGAAGCGUGAAGCUGGUGGAUGACCGAAGCUGUUUUAUUUAAAUUUAAUAUAGUUGUUGAAUUUGUUUACUUAAAUUACUAGAACGUUGAAUGUUGUUUUUUAAGGCUUCCGCAACGUUUCAGUUAUUUACUCCUAUUAAACGGUUUAUUGUUUU